AUGGCAGAUAACAAUUCACUGCCUGGUGGUGAGUCCUUGCAGCAGCAGAUAAAUUACCAGGUCAUUAUUGUGCAGAUCCUGGUGAUGAUUUUUCUCUGCAUUAACUUGUUGCUCAUUGUCACCUUUUUUAAGAAAGAGUGCUUCUACACAACUACACGCUACAUCCUAUUUGCUGUUACAUUACUUUCAGAUAGUUUCUUGUUAUUCAUGUCUAAUAUCCUUCUCAUCUUCAACUAUUUUCGUGUUGCCAUGCAAGUUUGGUUGUGUAUCAUUAUCUCUGUUGUGGUACUUGUGUAUGUUACAGUCACACCAGUUACUCUGACAGCAAUGACCCUGGAGCGCAAUGUGGCCAUUUGCAUGCCCCUGCGCCAUGGAGAGCUGUGCUCCACACGCAAUACUAUUCACUGCAUCCUUAUCAUCCAUUGCCUCAGCUCUGUGCCCUGCAUUGUUAUUCUCUCCACCUUCUUUGUAUCAGCAUCCCUGAGCUUUUACAAACAAUAUCAGAUAUGUUCAGUGGAGGUGUUUAUAUUUUACAUGUGGCAGCAACAUCUUCGGUCAGCUAUAUAUCAAUUCCAGUUUUUGAUUAUGUGCAUCAUCCUUGUUUUCUGUUAUGUUAAAAUAAUGAAAGUGGCCAAAGCGGCAUCAGGAGAGGAUAAAAAGUCAUCAAAGAAAGGGCUCAGAACAGUGGUUCUUCAUGGUUUUCAGCUGCUGCUCUGUCUCAUCCAGCUGUGGAGCCCAUUCAUUGAGGCUCCUUUCCUUCAUAUUAAUUUUAUUUUAUUCAAUAAUGUCAGGUAUGUUAACUACAUAAUGUUUUUUCUUGCACCAAGAUGUCUGAGUCCUCUCAUUUAUGGCCUCAGAGAUGAAGUUUUUUUUAAUGCACUGAAAAACUAUGUCUCCUUUGAUUUGUAUAAAAGAAAUGCUAUUUGA
Molecule: messenger RNA, 927 nt
Organism: Seriola dumerili (greater amberjack)
Lineage: Eukaryota; Metazoa; Chordata; Actinopteri; Carangiformes; Carangidae
Product: olfactory receptor 52A5-like
Exons: 1
Coding region: 1-927 (308 amino acids)
Biological process (GO): G protein-coupled receptor signaling pathway
Cellular component (GO): membrane
Molecular function (GO): G protein-coupled receptor activity
Source: RefSeq, a predicted model, not a curated record